AUGGAAGAUAUCGAGGAAACAGAUUUGGAGCAAGAAAAAGAAUUGCAGCCGAAUGAAGGAGAUGAUGCUCAGCAAACAGAUCAUAAGCUGCUGAAACUACCCCUUUCAAGGAUCAAGGCCAUAAUUAAAAUGGAUCCAGAUGUUAGCAUUACAAGUCAUGAGGCUGCAGUUAUUUUAGCCAAGGCUACAGAAUUGUUCAUCAAUGUGGUUUCUAGAGAUGCUUCUAUCAGAACGCUUCAAGCUAAACGCAAGACAUUACUAAAAAAAGAUCUUGAAACAGUGUUAGAGACAAGAGACUGCUAUGCUUUUUUAGAAGGUGCUAUAGACACAUAG
Molecule: messenger RNA, 333 nt
Organism: Pomacea canaliculata
Lineage: Eukaryota; Metazoa; Mollusca; Gastropoda; Architaenioglossa; Ampullariidae
Product: DNA polymerase epsilon subunit 4-like
Exons: 1
Coding region: 1-333 (110 amino acids)
Cellular component (GO): nucleus; epsilon DNA polymerase complex
Molecular function (GO): protein heterodimerization activity
Source: RefSeq, a predicted model, not a curated record